GAGAAAACCCCAACACCGGCAAGAACCCGCCGCCUCUUGCAAUCCCUCUGCUCAUCUCGCUCGAAUCCGCCGCCGCAUUCCUCGAAUCGUGAGCCCCGAACCGCACGUUUGCGGGAGCAAGGAGGAGGAGCAGGAUGGCCGGGAAGGGAGGGAAGGGGCUGAUCGCCGCGAAGACGGCAGCCGGCAUGGACAAGGAGAAGAAGCAGCCCGUCACCCGGUCCUCGCGCGCCGGCCUCCAGUUCCCUGUCGGGCGUAUCCAUCGCCAGCUGAAAGAAAGGGCCCAGGCCAGCGGCCGGGUGGGAGCAACCGCGGCUGUGUACUCGGCAGCGAUCCUGGAGUACCUGACAGCAGAGGUGCUUGAGCUGGCUGGGAACGCGAGCAAAGAUCUCAAGGUGAAGCGCAUCACGCCCCGCCACCUCCAGCUGGCGAUCCGCGGGGAUGAGGAGCUGGACACCCUUAUCAAGGGCACCAUCGCUGGUGGUGGUGUCAUCCCCCACAUCCACAAGUCGCUCAUCAACAAGACUGUCAAGGAAUGAACGCCAUCUAUGGUUUUCACUGACUGUUUGCGCUGUUAGUUUAGGGUCCUGGUCCUGAGAAGUUUGAAUGAACAUGGUAACCUAUAUGAAAAGAACCUGGUAACCUGAGAAAUUUCAGACCUGUUAUGC
Molecule: messenger RNA, 665 nt
Organism: Panicum hallii
Lineage: Eukaryota; Viridiplantae; Streptophyta; Magnoliopsida; Poales; Poaceae
Product: probable histone H2A variant 3
Exons: 3
Coding region: 135-536 (133 amino acids)
Cellular component (GO): nucleosome
Molecular function (GO): structural constituent of chromatin; protein heterodimerization activity; DNA binding
Source: RefSeq, a predicted model, not a curated record